Molecule: messenger RNA, 3071 nt
Organism: Megalops cyprinoides (Indo-Pacific tarpon)
Lineage: Eukaryota; Metazoa; Chordata; Actinopteri; Elopiformes; Megalopidae
Product: immunoglobulin superfamily member 3-like
Exons: 9
Coding region: 1-3021 (1006 amino acids)
Source: RefSeq, a predicted model, not a curated record
AUGGAUCUGCUCCAGUGUGACCUCUCGCAGACUGCUCUGCUGCUGUGGCUCAAGGGACUCCUCUGGUGGGAUGUCUGUGUGGGCCAGCGUGUGGUCCAGAUGCAGGAGGGUCCACUGUACCGGGUGAGGGGCUACCCCGUGAGCAUCUCCUGCAAUGUCAGCGGGUUUGGCGGCGCCCCUGUGCAAAACUUUGGUUUCUCCAUCUACAAACCCACCAGGCCAGACAUAGAGAUCAAGAUCAUUAGCACGUAUGAUCAGAACUUUGCAUAUGCCGUGUACUCCAAAAGGGUGAGGGAGAAGAAAAUUGAAAUCAAGCGCUUAACAGGAUCGUCUGUGCAGUUGCACAUAAAAACACUGGAGGAUGAUGAUACCGGAGAGUAUGAAUGCCAAACGCCCAACACGGAUGGGAGGUAUCUUGGAAGCUAUUUUGCCAAAACCCAACUAAAUGUGGUCCAGGACACCCUUAGCGUGUCUUCGAAUUCUGCAGUCCUCACCAAGACUGAAGGAGAUCCCCUAAAGAUGGAGUGUGAAGUGUCCAGCCAGACCUUCCAACACACCCACCUGUCUGUCACCUGGUUCCUGCGUAGGGACAAGUCGAGUGAGCCUCAACGCAUAAUCUCGCUGAACCGGGACUUCACCCUGAGGCCCGGUGAAGGUUUCAAGGACCGCCACCGUUCCGGCCUCAUGGGCCUGGACAAGCUGGAGGAGACCACUUACAGGCUGAGCAUCUCACAGCUUCAGACAUCUGACCAAGGCAGCAUCUACUGUGAGGCCAGCGAGUGGAUCCAGGAUCCAGACCGCUCCUGGUACAGGAUUGCUUAUAAAUCUACUGAGGUGUUCACUCUCCAGGUCCGAUCCAGAGAUGUACCCGUGGACCGUGAUUUGUUCAACACCCUCAUUGAGGUCCCAAAAAGUACCUUGCAAGAGGGAAAUGCCCUGGAGAUAAAGUGCAUAGUGGAAGCCCAGAAUGUUCUGGACAGCUACUUCUCUGUGGCCUGGCUGAAGGACGACAAGGAGGUGGCCAGGUUUGGGCCCACGGGAGUCCCAUCUGUCAGGAUGAGCCAGACGCAGAGAGAGAGCAAGGGAGAGUUGAAGGUCAUCAAGAAGAGCAACAGGGACUACCUGCUCAUCAUCCAGCCAGUCCAUGUAGAAGAUGCAGGGAGUUACCAGUGCCGAGUCUGGAAGGAGGAGAAGACUGCUGGGUUUACACCAGGACAGAGCUACGAGUCCAAUGUGGAGCAUGUCACCAUUGCUGUUACCAACAGUAAGUUGGCCGUGUCCACGCCAAACAAGGCCUUGACUGUGACUGAGGGAGACAUGCUGCGGGUCAUCUGCCGAGUGUCAGGAACCAGCCGACUGCUUUCCAUCACCUGGCAGCACAGAUUCGGUCAGGGCUCCUAUAGCAACGUGGUCAGCCUGAACCAGGGCGGUGUGAUGGAGGUGGGGAUGCGGUACCGCCAGCGAGCAGAAGUGGGCGACGUGCGGGUGCUCCACAUCAUGCCAGACUCCUUCAUGCUGGAGAUAGCCAACACCAUGCUCUCCGACAGUGGAGUCUACAAGUGCACAGUUUCUGAGUGGGUGGAGGCCACUGGCAAUGUAGAGAAGACAGAUAGCAAAUCUGAGGAGAUGACUGCUGACGUGCGCUCUCUGGAUUCUGUUCUAUGUGUGGAUUUAAAAAGCCGUACCGUAAGAGUGACAGAAAAUGAGAAAAUAGAGUUGUUCUGCACAGUGAAGGGACCAAAGGUUCCCUUGUCGGUGACUUGGAAAUUCAAACACCCCACCUGGCCAUCCCAAGAGGAGAUUGUCUCUCUCUUCCACACUGGUAUCAUCACCUGGUGGAAGGAGAGAUGGAACUACCAGUUGUGGACGCAGGUACAGCCUGGUGAAGCCAGCUAUGUUCUCCAGGUCUUCAGAGCCAGCCGGCUGGAGGGUGGAAUGUACCAGUGUGUUGUGGAGGCCUUCCUGCGGGAAAACCAGCGAUUGCUGAAAAUAUCCAAUGAGCUAGCAGUGAAUGUUCAAAGGCCAGACAGCAGGUUGUCCAUCUCCAUGGGCCCCAAGUCUCCAGUGAAGUGCUACAUCGGUGCAGACAUACGGAUCCAGUGCAACGUCCUCAUCGCCACAUCAAACUCCAGCCACUUUGCUGUGUCCUGGCUUUUCCAGCGCAAGGGGGAGGGUAACCACACCAUCCUGAGCGCAGAUCGGGACUCCAUUGUAGUAUCAGGGGCGGGGAAGAGAUAUAGCCUGAGGAGGCAGGGGGCACAGUCCUAUGAGCUGCUGCUACAGAGGAUGGAGACUGGCGAUAGCGGGCAGUACUAUUGCCAGGUGGAGGAAUGGCUGCAGGACACCCAUGGUGAAUGGUACUCACUGUCACCAAAGUCUGCCAUGCUGGAGCUCGCUGUUGUCGCCAAACAGAGCAUCUUCAGUGUUGUGAAAGAUGGGUCAGAAGUCAGAGUUCCAGAGGGUGGGCAGGUGAACAUCAACUGCACCCUAGGCCCUGGCAGUGGCAUGCCCUCAUCUCAAUACUCCGUCACCUGGUUCUUCUCCCCAGCUGGCUCCUCUGACAGGGUGGCGCUGGUGCAGUUUGAUCACAAUGGUGUGCUGGAGCAGAGGGGCUUGACUACAGAGCUCAUGAAGAGGGCACACUUCCACAGGCACACCCCACAUACCUUUGGCCUGACCAUUCAGAACGUAGACGUGGAUGACAGCGGCUGCUACUCCUGCCAGGUGGACGAAUACCAGCUCAACUGCGAGGGCAGCUGGCUGCAGACGGCCACCGACCAGUCUGGAGCCACCAACAUCACUGUCUUUCAAACUGGAACCAUGACGCUAUAUGAAGACACAUACUCUUUGGGAACGUUGCCAGUCUUGCUAGUCAUCCUCAUCCUUGUGCUGACCAUGGCAGUCGGGGCUUUGUUGUACAAACUGUGGAGGGCAUCAAACCAGUCUGGUCUGGGUAAGAAAAAGCCAGCAGACUCUCUGUGGGCCAAGGGAACCCCACUGAAGCCCCAGCCGGAGGCAUAAAUGGUGGGGUACUCACUGCACAGGGAGGACACAGAGCCACCACAUCACAA